Penicillium cinerascens is the source of this 1467-nucleotide messenger RNA. Its product is annotated as S-adenosyl-L-methionine-dependent methyltransferase. The record is from RefSeq and is a predicted model, not a curated record. NCBI's taxonomy places the organism in Eukaryota, Fungi, Ascomycota, Eurotiomycetes, Eurotiales, Aspergillaceae. The transcript has 5 exons. Gene Ontology annotation, biological process: cellular response to biotic stimulus. The coding region runs from base 1 to 1467 and encodes 488 amino acids.
AUGAUGCCUCAGAAACAUCCCGAGUCCCCUCCUUUCUUCGACUUCAUCGUGACCCCGGAAGCUUCACAGAGCUCACCCAAGGAAAACUACGGAGUUCGAACAACCACCUCCCCUGCAAUCAAGAAUGCCCCUCUACCCGCGGACGGCGCCGGUAACAAUUCGUGGUCCAAUGCCCUACUCUUUUUCCUGCUGAUAUCCAUUCCAUGGCUCAUAUCUUUUCAACUGGGUGGCGGCCUCUACUUCAUACUCGUGGCAACAUGUACCGCUAUCCCGAUACUCAUGGCAUUCUGGACCACCUUUUCUUCCACGUCCCCACGCAUGAAUGAAAAGGCAAGGUUCCCAGGUCGGCCAGUGGAAUAUUAUCUCAAUUUUCGCACGGAUGGAGAUCGAGCGAAAUAUCGGGGCAAGAGAAAGAUUCCUAUUGAGGUAUUUUAUGAAAAGUACUUUCGGGGCGAUGUGAUGUUCAAAAAUGGGGAUUGUCUGGAGAAUCUGGAGUACCGGCACGAUUGGGCAAACUUCAGCUUCUCCUGGGGAGUUUUUAAGCACUUUCUGUUUGGAUUUGUCCCGGAACUAAUCGUGCACUCUCGCUCACAAGACGAGGAGCAGGUCAGCGGCACCUAUGAUCGCGGCGACGACUUUUACGCAUGGUUCUUAGGUCCUCGCAUGAUAUACACCUCCGGACUGAUCGGCGAUGUCACCAAAGAAGAAUCUCUGGAGCAGCUACAGGACAAUAAGUUGACGGUAGUAUGCGAGAAGAUCGAUCUGCAGCCAGGUGAUACUAUGCUGGAUAUUGGGUGUGGCUGGGGAACCUUGGCAACCUUUGCGAGCGUUCAUUACAAGGCACAUGUCACUGGGGUUACACUGGGUCGCAACCAGACCAAAUGGGGGAAUUCUUCCCUUGAAAGUGCUGGAAUUCCGCAAUCCCAAAGUCGAAUCUUUCGCAUGGACUAUCGGGAUUCCCCACGAAUUCCGGGGGUUCAUGAUAUGCUGGACGAUGAUGGAGUUUUCUAUUUGCAGUAUUCUGGGCUUCGGAAAUACUGGCAAUACGAGGAUCUUAUCUGGGGGUUGUUCAUGAACAAAUAUGUUUUCCCAGGCGCCGAUGCAAGUACGCCCCUCGGAUGGGUUGUUGAUCAGCUCGAAGGAGCUGGUUUUGAAAUCAAAAGCGUCGACACUGUUGGAGUGCACUAUUCGGCAACGUUGUGGCGGUGGUAUCGUAAUUGGUUCGCCAAUCGGGAGAAUGUGGAAGCGAAGUAUGGAGCAAAGUGGUAUCGGAUCUGGGAGAUUUUCCUCUCUUGGUCUACCAUUGUUUCCCGCCAAGGGAGUGCAACGUGCUACCAGAUUGUUCUGGUCAAGAACAUCAAUUCGACUCACCGAGUGGACGGAGUUCCUAGCCAAUUUGCAAUCACCGGCGCAAUCAGGUCGGCGGUUGAGAAAAUUGGCAAGAUUCCUAGUGCCUUCCUGUCGUAG